AUGAAGGCAUUUUUGUUUGUCCUGUUGGCGCUUUUCGCUAUCGCAUAUGCUGAUGACGUACUCGUCGCAAGCAACAACGCCGGCGCUGAUACAGUGCAAGUAGUGGACAACAAUCCCGAUCAAGUACAAGUUGUGGAUAAUAAUGGUUAUCAAGUUCCCGAUAUUAGACCUGAAUUCGUACAGCCCGAUUAUAUCGUUCCAAGAUCAUAA
Arctia plantaginis is the source of this 210-nucleotide messenger RNA. NCBI's taxonomy places the organism in Eukaryota, Metazoa, Arthropoda, Insecta, Lepidoptera, Erebidae. The record is from the annotation of a GenBank genome assembly.